Molecule: messenger RNA, 1701 nt
Organism: Styela clava
Lineage: Eukaryota; Metazoa; Chordata; Ascidiacea; Stolidobranchia; Styelidae
Source: RefSeq, a predicted model, not a curated record
UCCAUACAGUAUGAGGAAGGACAAAAGCCAAUGUGACUUCUCAAUAAAAGCAGGAUCUGAAGAAAUUUUCGCUCAUAGGAAUAUACUCUCUGCUGGAUCUGAUUACUUUAAAGCAAUGCUUUCUCACGAUACGAAAGAAAGCCAGGCUGGUUUUGUUGAGAUAAAGAAAGCAAGUCCAAUUUGUGUGGAAAAAUGUAUCGAUUUUAUAUACACUGGAACAGGAUCUGUAGCUGAUGGAGAUCGUCAAGAUUUGAUGUAUGUGGCUCAUAUGAUGCAACUACAACGGCUAUGUGAUGGAAUUGCUGUAUUUCUGGAGAACGAUUUGUCACCUGAGACCUUUGUCUCAACAAAGCAAAUAGCAAAAAUGUUUAAUUGCAAAAAAUUGGAAAAUCAUUGCAAUCAAUUUUCUCUGGAGAAUUUUCGAUUAAUUGCUGUUUCGGAGGAUUUUAAGGACCUGGAAAAGGAUGAUGUUUCUUUUCUUGUGACUUCCAAAGAGGCAAAGGCAACCGUUGAUGAUAAAUGUAAAGCCUUAAUUCUAUGGGCUCAAUAUGAAUCAACUGAAAGAGCUUUGGUUUUUGAAGAGAAUUUUAAAUUGCUUGAUUUGAGUAAAAUGCAGAAUGAAUACAUGAGAUAUUUGCUAGAGAAUGAGCCACUUGUCUGUGACUCGAAACCAUGCUGGAAAAUCCUUUUUGCUGCACUGAUGGACAAAGCGAAAAUAAAAUCUGAAGACCAUAUCAUAAAUGGUGAAUGUGAGAUGUUAGAGUUUUCUAGUUGCUAUAAACCGAAAAAUCAUGUUGUUGCUGUGUUUGAUAAAACUUCAAAGUCAAUUCAAGGUUUAAAUCUAGAAAACAAUCAGUGGGUGAAACUGCAGAGCAUUACAGAUGAGAUUGCUAGUAAACAAUUUGUGGCAGUCGUCAUUGAUGAAGAUAUUUACAUACUUGGAUACGAUAAGACAAACUAUUGUUUGAAAAACUAUUCUGAUCCUGAAGCAACUUGGGUUCGAGUCUCUGAUCGGAAGUCAAAUGGUAGACUGCGUGCAGUGACUUUGAAUGGCAUAAUUUACGCUUUCGAUGAUUCUGAUGAUUACAGUUCAGCUGUUGAAAGUUUGCGAGCUCCAAAUGAGACAUGGCGGCAAGUGACUAAGAAACCGGUUUCAUCCUAUGAAUGCUCACUUGUGUCGGCAAAAGGUUCCAUCUACUGUCUUGGAGGUUACAAAAAUGCAUAUUCUAUUUCCAACAAUCUGAAAUUUGAUCCAGUUAAUUCAAAAUGGCACACAUUACCCAACUUGCCUGCUGGAAGAUGUUAUGCUGCAGCUGUAGAGUUGGACGAAAAGAUCUAUGUGCUGGGGGGAAGCCCGUUCAAUGAUUACCUUAAUACCACAUCAUGUUUUGAUAUUGCAUCGGAAACAUGGACAAAUCUGGCAUGCAUGCAUCAUGCAAGAAUGCAACUUGGAGCUUGUGUUGCACAAAACAAAAUUUAUAUUAUCGGAGGACUUGGUUCAAACGACAACAUUGAGGAGUAUGACCCAGUACAGAACACUUGGAAAGUCAUUGGAAACACUACUGAGAAGAAUAUUGAAGCUGAAGCCUCACUUUCAUUAGUUCAUAUGGUGUAGCAAUAUAAACAGCCACUGCUACCAUACUUAUUAAAUAAUAAGACCUACGCCAAAUAUUAUGGGCCUGUUCUGUUGAGAAGCCUUCC